UUUCGUAAAAACCUAAACUGCCUGCCUCUUCCUCAUUUCGUCUGCAUAUUUUUGGCUGACGGCGCCAGCUGGCAAAGAAAACCCACACACAAAAAAUUAGACAAGGGAUGGGAAAAUCACGAGCAGCCAGAAAAUCACUUUCUGCAGAUCGUUUUCGCACAUUUCCGCACUCGCAGAACAGAAUCAAAAUGCAAUUCGCAAGUGCAAGUGCAAGUGCAUUAGGCAUCAUUCAAAAACAUACACACAUAGAGAGAAUCACAUACCGACAUAAAGAUUCACAUAGUCGGUAGUGUUGCAAUUUUGCAUCCGUGUCGCAUUUGAUCGCCGGGGCUCGGAAAAUUCGUAUUCGUAUUUCGCAUUUCGCAUUCUACGUGCGUGCAGUUCAUCGAGCGGACGGGAUCAGAAUCAGAGCCACUUAAUAGCUCCUUUUGGCCACUUGAGAGGCUUACCGGGGGAGUUGAACACCUUAUAUAUGGUUUAUAUCAUAUAUAUAUAGCCGUAUUUAUUGUUCAUAUAUCUGUACAGAUUGGGUGAGUCCACAACAAUCCCUCCGCCCCCAGCGAAUGGCCAUCAAAGUGAACUUCCUGGUUAUGCGAUUGCACUCAACUCUUGAUUGGGGGGCGCGAUAACAUUUGGAUUUAAUGGCCAGAGCUUAGUGGGCUGAUAAGAACGAGAGUUCCUGGUAUUUCCUGCUGAAAAUAGCUUGGGUAUCUUAUGGGGGAAAUCCCUAUCCUAUUUUCCUAAAUAAUCUCCUGCAUACGGAAGUUGGCAGUUUUAUAAUAUUUGUUGAAGAUAUUUUAUUAAGCAAACAUCCUUUGAAAGUUUUUGAUUUCUCUGGGGAUCAUUUCCAUCAAAGAGAAUUCUCAUAAAUAGGUUUCUAACUGCUUAGAUUUUAGCUGAAAUCUCUUUCAUUUUUGUAAAUUUUUAUCUUUAACAUAGCAGUUCUUAACCCUUAAGUCCUCUCCAUUAAUUUAUGUAAUCAAGAUAAAGUGAUCACACAAUUUUCUGCCACUCAAUAAGCUGCACUAGACCCCCCAUCGCAACACCACAAACCCAACCCAUCGUUACUUCCCUAUUUCUGGGAAGGAAUGGAAUGGCCAGCCUUGCACAAUAAAUUCAUGAUUGCGCAGCUGAAAAUGUCCGAAAAGGAAAAAAAAAAUGAAAAAGAGAGCAAAAAGGAAAACUAACAUUUUUAAAUAAUCGACAAGCAACCACGAAUGAACCACCGCUGCAACCACUAGCCGCACCACCGAGCGAGAAGCUUUCGCCAGAAAGCGUUUUCACAACCCUCUCUGGCUGAGAACUUUCCGAGUGAGAAUUUGAGAAUCUUUAACGGGAUGCGUUCGUAUUGCAGUGCAUGUCGUAUUGGUGCAAUGCCGGUUGCUGUCUAAGUAUUAGUGCUGCUGUCAUGGUGUCUGUAUAUAUUGCAAUUUUGAGCUUUUUUGGGGUCUAUGCCGGUUGGAUGUGGGUCAGUAGUAGGAACUCUCGGUUGGCGGCGUCAACGUUUCCCUAGCUCUUCUUCACAAAAAUAAAAUAAAUCAAAACUGCAACCAAAAAAAAAAACCAAAACAUAUAUAAAUAAAUCAAAUAAAUAUUUUCUUCAGUCUUUGUUCGUAUUUUCGUCGUCGUUUGCCGCAUUUUCGCAGAUGCGUUUGAUUUUCAUUUCCGCCUAUCAAAUUUAGACGAAAAAUUCGAAUGUCGCAGUGCGAAUAAGAUGUGCUGGCUGAGGAGCAGCAGGAGGUCCGUUGUAGCCGUAGAUUGUCGAGCCAAGCAGCCGGACAGCCAGAGCCGGAAAAUAAUUCCGGGGCGGGCGGCACGACACACGGCGUAUGCGUAACGAGAGAACGAAACAGAAAGUGAUGCGUAAUUUGCGGGCCCAACCAAUACAAAUAAUAAGCAAAAAAAUAUCGAAAUCAGUGCAAGGUGGAACAACAGCAAAGUAUAAAACCCACAAUCAAUUAGCAGCUCUAUAAUAAUUAAGAAACCAAAACAAAAGAAAGAAAAAGGAAACCAAAUUUGAAAUAAGUUUGAAAGCAAUGUAGGGAAAAUCCAAAUGCAAAUGCAAAACGAGAGUACAAAGCGCAGCAAACGGCAGCCAAAUGAAGGAGAAUAAUUCAAAUCAAGUAAAACUUCAACCACAAACAACUAGCAGAAUAAGCAGCAACCACUGAACCCCCUUUAUAUAUAUAUCCAUAUAUAUAUAUAUAUCAAUCAGCAUAUAUAUAGCGUUAGCUGAGCAACAAUCUAGCUAUAGUCGCCAUGCAUGGACAUCACAAUCACAAUCAUCUGCAGCAGCAGCAGCCACAAAAUCCGCAGGAGCAGCAGCCCGGAGCCAUCAUGAAGGCAGAAAACCAGCCCCACCAUCCCGCCCACAACCAUUCACAUCCGCACCAGCAUCCCCAUGCCCAGACACAUCCGCAUCCACAUCCGCACCACAAGCUGCUGGCGAGAAGGGCGCGCAGUCGCAGUCGAAGUCGCAGUCCGACGCCGGAUGGCAAUCAGGACUACGAUGUGACCAUUAUGCGGGAAGAGGAUUUCCAGCGGCUGGCGGUCUAUCUGGUGCCGGAUGUCCAGGCGGAGCGGGGACUUCCCAAUAGGGCGGACAAGACGCUGCCGCGCAGCCUGACGCUUAAGUCAUCCAUGGUCUACUCAACGCCAAAUGUUAAGACUGAAGGAGUUUGGAGCAGCGGGGUCAUACCACGUGGCACACGCUUUGGCCCAUUCGAAGGCAUUCCAACCUCAAACUAUCCCAAUGAUAAGAAUAAGGCGCGCUAUUUCUGGCGGGUGCAGGGAACACGCCACAUUACCUACGGGAAUAUUAAGAUCUUCAAGGACGAUGACUAUUAUUAUCUGGAUGGCUCGGAUCGCUCGCAAUCUAAUUGGAUGCGCUAUGUGGCGUCCGCGUACAGUUUGUCCGUAAUGAAUCUGGUGGCCUGCCAGCACCAGGAAAAUAUCUAUUUCUAUACCACCCGCGACAUUCUGCCCAACGAGGAGCUGAUGGUGUGGUACUGCAAGGACUUUGCCAGUCGUCUGGGCUACGAUGUGGAUCCCGAGACGACGAUCUUUGGGGCCUGCAAGCAGGCAGUAGAAGCGGAAGAGGAGGCUGACGAAGAGGAUGAGGGAGAGGAUAGGAAGCCAAGAUACUCGAUGCCAGCUCCGGAAAUACCCGCUGAUGUGGCUGUAAGUCACAUCACCUACGUCAUGGGUCUCCAUCUGCCUGUGGGUGCCGGAAGUGGUCCGACGAAUGGUUCGGGUUCCGUAUCUGGAGCCACGCCUCCGCCACCGACUGCCACUCAAUGCUGCCGCCGCUCCAGUCCACCCGCCCACGUUAGUACCACCUCCACCUGCAACUCCCACCUCCCGCAUAUCCAACAUGGUCGUCAUGCUUCCGUGAUCAUUGGCCAAGAUCGAUCACCUUUGGCCAGCAGCGACAAGGAUACGGCAGGAUCUCCCCUGUCCGGCUUGGAUCACCAGAUGACACCGCAAGAUGGCAGCGUACGAUCUGUGAGAUCGGAUGAGGGCUAUCACAGCAACGAGUGCCACGAGGAUGGACUCACACCGCCGGAGGACUCCAGCGACAGCGAGAGUGAGCAUAACUAUGUGCUGGACUGCUCGAAGAAGGCCAUUGCUCCCAAGGAGACAGUGAUUGCCCAGGCGAUAAAGCCCAGCAGUUCACCACCGGCAGUGGUUAUGGCCAACACGAUUACCAACUCGAUGAAUAGCCAUAGUUCACCCACAGCCACGCCCAUUUGUGAAACGGACAAGAAUGAAUACAGGAAGUUCAAGGUGAAGAUGCCGCUGAAGUACGAGUUCAAGAACAAGAGCUGCGUGAAACAGGAGCCGAUCCUUAAGGAAAUGGAUCAGGAAAUGUCCAUGCCGCAGGAGGAAGAGGAGGAACAGGUGAUGCACCCGGAACCCGAUUCCAUUUGCCCCUCGACCACCACCCACCUGGGCGAUGAGCAUAUGAUGAUCAUGGAACGGGAACGAGAGAGGGAGCGCGAGAGGAUUCAGGAACGAGAACAAUCCAACCAGCAACCCGCCUCUUCCACGGUCAUUGUACUGGAACACAAUUCCGGCGGUCAAGCCCGCACCAUUGUCCCACUAAGUAAACCGUACUAUGAGCCAGAUCCACCAGGUGAACGGUACAUGCGAUUUGGCCAGCCCUCUUCGAGCAUUCUGGAGAACAUCCUCACCAGCAAACAUCGCUUGGAGGCAGCGGCAGCUGCAGCAAAUGCCUGUCGGCAGGCCAAUGCUGCCACACCACCACCCACAUCGCCCACGGAGAUGGCCUACAGCUACAAGAAGUCCCAGCGUUAUGGUAAUGCCGUGAGUCCCGAUAGCAGUUCCAAUCUCGGGCAGAAUCCCGAGCAGCUCUCCUCGUCGGCAGUGGUGGUCAGUGAACAGGAAAUGACCAGGGCCACUUUGAUCAAGGGAGAAUGCUCACCACCACCGCCCAGCCACCAUCAUCACAAUGUCAUCUUCUCACCCUCGAGGCAUGCCGCUUACCUGGGAGCUGGAGAGACGGGUGGACACUCGCCGAGUAACGGUUAUCCUGGAUAUCCGCACUAUGGUGCAGCAGCCACCUCGACCUUCCACUCACCACCGCACAGUUCCCAUUCCCCCUUCGACCGCCAGUCGAAUGCCUCCAGUGGAGCGGGCUCCGCAUCAAAUUUGCAUUUACUGCAAACCAGCACUCAGAUGUUGAACCACCCGCUGAUGCAGCCGCUCACUCCCCUGCAGCGUUUGUCGCCCCUAAGGAUUUCACCACCCAGCAGCCUGAGUCCCGAUGGAAACUCCUGUCCCCGCAGUGGCAGUCCUCUGAGUCCUAACUCCCUGGCCUCCAGAGGCUACCGAUCGUUGCCGUAUCCACUGAAGAAAAAAGAUGGCAAAAUGCACUACGAGUGCAAUGUGUGCUGCAAGACCUUUGGCCAGUUGAGCAACUUGAAGGUGCACUUGAGAACCCAUUCCGGCGAAAGGCCCUUCAAGUGCAAUGUUUGCACGAAGAGCUUCACCCAAUUGGCGCACCUCCAGAAACAUCACCUGGUGCACACGGGCGAGAAACCGCAUCAAUGCGACAUUUGCAAGAAGCGAUUCUCGAGCACCUCCAACCUGAAGACUCACUUGAGGCUUCACAGUGGUCAGAAACCAUAUGCCUGUGAUCUCUGCCCCCAGAAGUUCACACAGUUUGUGCAUUUGAAGCUGCACAAGAGACUGCACACGAAUGAUAGGCCUUAUGUGUGCCAGGGAUGCGACAAGAAGUACAUCAGUGCAUCAGGGUUGAGGACCCACUGGAAGACCACCAGCUGCAAGCCCAAUAAUCUAGAGGAGGAGCUGGCCAUGGCAGCAGCAGCUACAUCGGAGUGUUUGGAUAAAGAUCAUCCCGAACCUGACUCCCGGGAAGCCUAUGAGCAACUGACUCAGCAUAUGCAUCCUUCAGUGCAUCCGGGAUUGAGGCAUCUCUCGAACGGAGGUCAAUCCCCACCACGUUUGAUACCUCUGGGCAAUCACAUUAUGCCACAGCAGCAACAACAGCAGCAUCAGCAGCAGCAACAACAUCCACAACAGGGCGUGCCACCGCCCCAUUUGCUUAUGGCCCAACAUUCAGUGGGUCCGGCACCAAUGCUGCUGACCACCGCCAGUCAGUUGCCACCACCACCGCCGCACCACCAACAGAACUCACCCAGCCGGCUGCUGCAACAUGGCCACCCAUUGCAGAUGCAGAUGCAACAGCAGCAGCAGCAGCACUCGCCCAAGGGUUUGAAAUCCCUGCCAGAAUCGGGUGUCUAUCUGCAUGGUCAGCAUGUGCAGGCGCAGGAGAGCAGGCCAUCGGUCAUCGAGUCCUCCAACCAGCCCAUGAUCAUUGAAUGUACGUAGGAUAUAUGUGAGAUGGUAUGGGAAAAGGAGGCAAGAGGAGCUGCAGACCAGAGGAAGUGAUGGAAUCCAAGUGCAAUAAAAUCAAAUAGAGUUAAGAACAGACAGGCUUACAGACAGACCUUAUCCCCCCAAGAAAAACAAAACGAAGAAAAACUAACAAAAACGCAGCACAAGUAAACGUAACGGUAUUAUUAUAUAGUUGUAUAUAGUUAAUGAACUCCCCUCGUAAAUUUUUGAUCCCCCCCUUACCCUGAAAUUGAAAACUCAUUUUCGCGCUAUGAAAACUAGAUCUCACCAAUUGGCAAUCCCAUGAAUUCUUCUUCUCAUCAUUAUCAGCAUGGCAGGAGAGCACUAAAGGCAUAUUAUUUUUGAUAAAUAUUUUAUAUAUAUACACCGUACAUAUAAAUGAAAAGUGAAAAUUGGUUAACAGGAAGCGAUUGUUAAUGGGAGAAUAAAUGAAGCCGGCAGCAGAAGAGAAUUUUGCGGAAAACUGAGAACGAGAAAGAAAAUGCAUUUAGAUUUGACUUUCGGUGAUUUUCCAGUUCUGAUUUGUUCUCUCACCCUCCCUCUCUCUCUCUCUCUCUGUUUGUUUGUUUGUUUGUUUGUUUGUUGAGGCGCGCACCUUUAGACGUAGAUAACACAGUUAAAAAGAAAAGUUAAAGGAUUACAUAAGGAUACAUUAACAUAAAUACAUACAAUACAUAGAUUCAAGUUGCCUUAUUUGAAUUUCGUUAGCAGUGAAACCCGCGGAAUAUAAAAUCAGAAAUUAGUAACCGAAAACAUUUGCUUAGAGUCGAUCAUCUCUGUACAGUUAGAACAGAUCUGAAAAGCUUAUAUACGUAUUUUAUAUAUGAAUAUAUCAUUAUUAUACAUACGAAUAUAUAUAUAUAUUUAUAUGUAUUUUAUUAAAUAUACACAAUCGGAACAGCAGCAACAAACAAAUGAUAGCAAAAGUGUAAAUAGAAGGAAACCUUAUUUCGGCAUCUGUUGAACUAGUAUCGCCCUAGCUAUAUAUAAUUACUUAGACCACUAGGGAUUACCAUUACCAUUAUCAUUAUUAUGAUUACUAUGAUUAUUAUGAAAAGAAAAACGUAUAAAAAACUAAGCAAGAAACGAAAAACAACAAAAACAAAAAAAAAACAAGUAAAGAAAAACUUAGCUGAAAAAUCGGUGCUUUUGACUGUUUCCAUUUGUCCACAUUUACAUUUACGAUUGUAUUUGUAUUUUGAAACAUAUGAAUUAUAU
This is a messenger RNA of Drosophila eugracilis, 7119 nucleotides long. RefSeq lists its product as uncharacterized. Gene Ontology annotation, biological process: regulation of transcription by RNA polymerase II; cell fate commitment. Lineage: Eukaryota; Metazoa; Arthropoda; Insecta; Diptera; Drosophilidae. The coding region runs from base 2260 to 5874 and encodes 1204 amino acids. The record is from RefSeq and is a predicted model, not a curated record. Gene Ontology annotation, cellular component: nucleus; cytoplasm. Gene Ontology annotation, molecular function: RNA polymerase II cis-regulatory region sequence-specific DNA binding; histone deacetylase binding; DNA-binding transcription repressor activity, RNA polymerase II-specific. The transcript has 6 exons.